CGGCGAUCUCCUCCUCCUCCUCCUACUUCCGCACAGGGGUUCGAGUGGGGGCCUGAAAUCGCUGAUUUUGUGGCCGGCUUCCUAGAAAGCUACAGAAAGAGGAUAUUUGAGCUGUUGACUUCUGCGUAUACCACAAUCAGCAUUGCAGAUGUGGCUCACUUCAUGGGGAUGAGCCAGGAGGAUGCUACUAACUAUGCGGUGCAAAAUGGUUGGAGUCUGGAUGUGGCAACCAAGAUGCUUACUGUCAGAAAACAGAAGCCCCAGACUAACCAGAAGCUUGAUGCAAGCAAACUGCAGCGUUUGACCGAAUGUGUUUUCCACCUGGAGCACUGAUGCCAUCCGUUCCGCUUUUAAGGCACCUAUUAAUCGUACAUGGUGGUAGCUUAAUACUGCACGGCUAGAUUGUGUUUUGGCUGGAAAGGAGAGAUCGCUCUGUACUGAAUAUGCGUCUUCUGGUUGAGCGAGCUUGCCAUUUCUGUCUCGUUUGCUUGUUAACAAGGAGUGCGUGAAUUGAAGUUAAGCGAGAUAUUACUGUGCCUAUGUUGAACCUAUUAGUUGUUUUAAGUGAUGUGAAGUUUGAAAUUA
This is a messenger RNA of Triticum aestivum (bread wheat), 585 nucleotides long. RefSeq names its product COP9 signalosome complex subunit 8. The record is from RefSeq and is a predicted model, not a curated record. Gene Ontology annotation, cellular component: COP9 signalosome. NCBI's taxonomy places the organism in Eukaryota, Viridiplantae, Streptophyta, Magnoliopsida, Poales, Poaceae. Gene Ontology annotation, biological process: protein deneddylation; COP9 signalosome assembly.